CCAUUACUCUCUCACUCUCCGUCACACACACAAACACAGACCCCCCUCUCGCACAGAAGUAGACAGAGAGCAGUGAAGAGCAGAAGGAGCUGGGUGGCAGGAGGGAGGCAGGAGGGCUGUUGUUGAUUGAACAAAGCCAGGGAAGGAGCGUACAGUCGUGGGGCGAAGAGCAGCUUUGAAAUGCCUUGAAGGGAGCCUGCCAGUUACUCCUGCAGAGACCUGAAGGUGUGCUUCAGCUGAGGAUGGCAGGAGAUUCUCGAGUCCUCAUGGACCACAACAUGGAGAUAGGGGUAACCCCUGCACAGGUUAAGAAACUCCCAAAACAUCUGCGGGAGACUCAGAUCUCAACCGAGCGAACCCACUUGAUUUCAGAGCCUGUAAAAAAGCCAAGACAGCGGUAUGUGCAGAAGGACGGCAAGUGCAACGUUCAUCACGGAAAUGUGCAAGAGACCUAUCGUUACCUCAGUGACUUAUUUACUACUCUGGUGGAUCUGCGGUGGCGCUUCAGUCUAUUAAUUUUUACCUUGGUUUAUGUGGUCAACUGGCUUUUCUUUGGGUUUCUCUGGUGGCUUAUUGCACUGGUUCGUGGAGAUCUGGUGCAUGGAGAUGAAGAGGGCUGGACCCCCUGUGUGGAAAACCUCAACAGUUUUGUCUCAGCUUUCCUCUUCUCUAUCGAGACAGAGACCACCAUUGGGUAUGGCUAUCGCGUCAUUACAGAACGAUGCCCUGAAGGUAUUGUGCUGCUCUUGGUGCAGGCCAUCUUGGGAUCCAUUGUUAACGCAAUUAUGGUGGGGUGCAUGUUUGUCAAGAUUUCACAGCCAAAGAACCGCGCCGAGACCCUCAUGUUCUCAACCAAUGCCGUCAUAUCGGUGCGGGACAACAAGAUGUGCCUGAUGUUUCGAGUGGGGGACUUGAGGAACUCUCACAUUGUGGAGGCGUCAAUUAGAGCGAAGCUCAUCCGCUCACAGCAGACCAAAGAGGGGGAGUUCAUCCCACUCAACCAGACCGACAUAAACAUCGGCUUUGACACAGGGGAUGAUCGGUUGUUCCUGGUGUCGCCACUCAUCAUUUCUCACGAGAUCAACGAAAAGAGCCCCUUCUGGGAAAUGUCCAUGGCACAAAUGGAGAAAGAGGAAUUCGAAAUCGUCGUUAUCCUUGAGGGCAUGGUUGAAGCCACAGGAAUGACAUGUCAGGCUCGGAGUUCCUACCUGGAUACGGAGGUGUUAUGGGGCUACCGCUUCACACCUGUUUUAUCUUUGGAAAAGGGCUUCUAUGAAGUAGACUACAACAACUUCCAUGAUGUCUAUGAGACCAACACUCCCAUCUGCAGCGCCAAGGAGCUGGCCACCAAGCUUCGGGACGAACCACUUUUGCCUCAGCUCCCGCUUCUAAGCCCCGAACCUACAACGCAAACUUUUGACCCCCUGGACUGCCUGUCAGAGUUGAAUCCACUAAGUCAGGAUGAAAAGAUGGAGGAAAGAGAUUCAGGUGACAGGGGAGAGAACAAUGGCUCAGCUGCUGCUCUCGAGGAGCCUCCAAUCGCUGAUUGACUUCCUGACUGCAGUGUUACAUCAGCCAAGAAGUCCAGCACAGACUGGAGCAGACGAUGCUUCUUUUAAUCAAUGGCCAUUUAUUUACUCUGCAGUAAUUUGAGACAACAGACUGUGUCUCCAGAUUCCGACACAUGCAAUAUUUCUCCAUAAGAGCAUCAAUCUAUGGCAUAGAUUGGUUUUGUAGACAAAAUAUAUUACUCAUACAGAGGCACACAUUUAAAAUAACUAUAACUACUCUUAGAGUUUGGGGGGUUUUUAUAACCACAAGGAUCACCAAACUGUUAUUUCACAUGAGUUCAAGUUUGAUGGUUUAAAGCAAACUAAAGCUGGAAGCCCUGAAAGCACACCAUGAGUUUAUUGUGGAUGCACCAAUAUUCUCAUUUUAAGAUGUUGUAAGUCUGCAUUUUUUUAAGCUUCCAGUCACUCCCAUUGAGAGAACCUGUCUAAACAGUCACUUUAAAAAGCUCAAAUGUCUGAGAGCAGCUUGCAUGUGAUAAUAAAAUCUUGCUUGUAUUUAUUUUAUUUUAAAAUAAGAGACAUUUUUUUUGUUUCCUGUUUCUGUCAGUAUUAAUACAACAUCUCUGCCACAUAAAGGUAAAGACAUAGAGCUUCUAGUUUGCAAAAGAAGAGCUUGGAAGCCACUGAAAUGUUACACCUACUGGCAAACAUAGCGCAAUUCUGUGUUUCUUUGUUUGACUCUUUUGUCAUCGCUCUGCUGUCCUAAAUACAGUUGCAGUGCGUUUCUGUGUGUAACGUCUUUGAACCACUGGGAGAGCUGACCCAAAAGAAUCUUCAUCGUACCUCAUUUGGUAUGCAUCGUCUGAGUUUUAAAAGAACUUUUUAAAAAAAAAAAAAAAAAAAAAAAAAAAAGCU
Molecule: messenger RNA, 2426 nt
Organism: Poecilia latipinna (sailfin molly)
Lineage: Eukaryota; Metazoa; Chordata; Actinopteri; Cyprinodontiformes; Poeciliidae
Gene: kcnj5
Product: potassium inwardly rectifying channel subfamily J member 5
Exons: 4
Coding region: 243-1550 (435 amino acids)
Biological process (GO): regulation of monoatomic ion transmembrane transport; potassium ion import across plasma membrane
Cellular component (GO): plasma membrane
Molecular function (GO): inward rectifier potassium channel activity
Source: RefSeq, a predicted model, not a curated record